Molecule: messenger RNA, 8476 nt
Organism: Pogoniulus pusillus (Red-fronted tinkerbird)
Lineage: Eukaryota; Metazoa; Chordata; Aves; Piciformes; Lybiidae
Gene: MAPK9
Product: mitogen-activated protein kinase 9
Exons: 13
Coding region: 285-1559 (424 amino acids)
Biological process (GO): protein phosphorylation; JNK cascade
Cellular component (GO): cytoplasm; nucleus
Molecular function (GO): JUN kinase activity; ATP binding
Source: RefSeq, a predicted model, not a curated record
UUGUCUGUGAGCGGCGCAGGCCUGGCGCGGCCUGUGUUGAGCACCGGGAGGCCAUUGUGGCUGGGGCAGUUCUGCGCGCCGGAGCGGGAGGAGGUGGCCGUGGCCCGCCAGCGCCGCGCCCGGUCCCGCCGAAGUCCGACCGAGGGAGGAGACGAUUUCUUGGAGUUCAUCUGCUGGCUUAAGGCAUGGAGAAGAUGCUGCUUCUUCCUACGUGCACCUAGGAAGAGAGAGAUCUUGAAAGCUUUACCAGGUCCUUGGGAGAGAAAACUACAUGACACUACACCAUGAGUGACAGUAAAUGUGAUAGUCAGUUUUACAGUGUUCAAGUAGCAGAUUCAACAUUCACUGUUCUAAAACGUUACCAGCAAUUGAAGCCCAUUGGAUCAGGGGCACAGGGCAUUGUUUGUGCUGCGUUUGACACAGUCCUUGGAAUAAACGUUGCUGUGAAGAAGCUGAGUCGUCCCUUUCAGAAUCAAACCCACGCCAAAAGGGCUUACAGAGAGCUCGUUCUUUUGAAAUGUGUCAAUCACAAAAAUAUAAUUAGUUUAUUAAAUGUAUUUACACCACAGAAGUCACUAGAAGAAUUUCAGGAUGUAUAUUUGGUUAUGGAGCUGAUGGAUGCAAAUUUGUGCCAGGUUAUUCACAUGGAAUUGGAUCAUGAAAGAAUGUCUUAUCUUCUUUACCAAAUGCUUUGUGGUAUCAAACAUCUUCACUCAGCUGGUAUCAUCCACAGAGAUUUGAAACCCAGCAACAUAGUAGUCAAAUCAGAUUGCACCCUCAAAAUUCUUGAUUUUGGCUUGGCAAGAACAGCCUGUACUAACUUUAUGAUGACUCCAUACGUAGUAACACGCUAUUACCGAGCACCAGAGGUUAUCCUUGGAAUGGGAUAUAAAGAGAAUGUGGAUAUCUGGUCUGUUGGGUGCAUUAUGGCAGAAAUGGUCCUCCAUAAAGUCCUGUUCCCAGGAAGAGAUUAUAUUGAUCAGUGGAAUAAAGUUAUUGAACAACUAGGAACACCAUCAGCAGACUUCAUGAAGAAACUACAGCCUACAGUGAGGAAUUAUGUAGAAAACAGGCCAAAAUAUCCUGGUAUUAAAUUUGAAGAGCUCUUCCCAGACUGGAUAUUUCCAUCAGAAUCUGAUCGAGACAAGUUAAAAACCAGCCAAGCUAGAGAUUUAUUAUCAAAAAUGCUUGUAGUAGAUCCAGACAAGAGAAUUUCUGUAGAUGAAGCCUUACGUCAUCCUUAUAUUACUGUCUGGUAUGAUCCAGCUGAAGCAGAAGCUCCUCCACCUCAAAUCUAUGAUGCACAAUUGGAAGAAAGAGAACAUGCAAUUGAAGAAUGGAAAGAAUUAAUAUACAAAGAAGUAAUGGAUUGGGAAGAAAGGAGCAAGAAUGGUGUGGUAAAAGAUCAGCCCUCAGAUGCAGCAGUGAAUAGCAACACCAGUCCUUCCCAGUCAUCAUCUAUCAAUGACAUUUCAUCCAUGUCAACAGAGCAAACAUUGGCCUCAGAUACAGACAGCAGCCUCGAUGCCUUGACAGGACCCCUCGAAGGAUGUCGGUGAUCAGCCAGGAUUGCAGACUUGACUUUGGAAAAAAGAACUCUUGCUUCCAUUGGGUCUGAAUUGCUUGUAAGUUAAUGGAACCAAGUAGAAAAACUCCAUGUUCUGCAUGUUCUGCUAAAGUAAUGCCUGUGUUUUUUUACUCAGUUGUUAUGAAAUUGCCUGCUUAAUGUCGUAGAAUGAAAGCAAAUCGAUGUCUAAAGAACAAAUUCAAAUCUAGACACUAUUACAGGCUUUGCUUUGUUUCAGCCUAUUUCAGGUGAGCAGUUACAAUAGACUUCUAGCUAAUGACUCCUAAGUGGGUUUGUGACUCUUCAGUCCCAGCUGGCAGGCUUUCUGUGACACAAUGGUUGUUUACAUUUUAGUACAGUAUUGCUCCUUAGUGGGUUUUUUGAAUGUAUGGUCUGGAUGAAGUUUGUUUUCACAUGUGACUCUGGCAGUUUGCUUGGUUUAACGACUGGGGUGUCGUAUUGAAGUGUGAACUCAUGUAUUGAAUGCUCUCAGUACUAUGUUUAAAGGGCAGUUACUCUUCCACACAGCACUUUUUUAAACUGAGCCCUUGAGCCCUUCCUAUCUUCGCUUUCCAGGGAGUCUACCUUCUCGUAGAGGAGCUAAAGAUGAAGUUGAAAGAAUGUAGCCAUUACUUUGUGCUUCUAAAUCUUUUCAGCUUUUAAAACGUGGAUGGAAGAUGCAGUGGCUUAAUUAAAUCUCGAGGAAGGGUGAGUGGCUUACCUGUGAAGCAGUGCCUGUUUGCAAAAGGAGAGCAUGCUAAAAUGCUCUCUGUUUUCUGGCUUGUGGUGGCAGUCCUUUGCCAAAAACAAGCAGAGAGGGAAAUUGUAUCUGUGAUGCUCUUCAUUCACUGCAGGCUGAUAAGAGGACAGAUGAACUGCAGAGACUUGCAGCCUCGGAAAGAGCCGUGUAAAUGUUUUCCAUUUUUUGAAUGGGUCCAUUCUAUCUAGUGAGUAAUUAAAGAAACAAAUACAGUAGCUUUUAGGCACUUGUAAAUUAAGGAUUUAGUUGACAGACCUUAGCUCAAUUCCCACCUUAACCUCUCUGUCUGACCUAAGAAAGGAAAUCACAUUUAAUACAUAUUUUGUGACUCCAGGGUCAAAGAAGAGGAGGAGAUUUGCUGUUUCAGUACAGGCUGAUCAGCUCAGUUUUCAGAAGCAGAAAAGCCAAACAUUGCUUGUAACAUUGUUCAACAUGGUGAAUUGGGAAAUGGAUCUGUGGUAGAGCUGGGCUUAAACUUCUCUAUACUACACACUCAUAGGUUUGUGCACGUUCACUUUGGAGUGCACAGGUAUGAGGUUUUGCUAAAGGCUCUUGUGUUUGCAUGCAUGUGAGACUGAACUGUGGAACUGUGAGAGUUUGUGUACAAGAUGAGGUAAAAUACCACUUUCUUAAAGGCACUAUAUUUAGCUGUUGAUCCAGAUACUCUUGACUUGAAUAUAUAAAUAGACCUACAAUCUACUGGCCCGGCCAGGCGCUGCAUUACUGACACAUUUCUCCUGUAAAAGAAAAUGGUUCAUUCUUUCUGAUCUUAAGCUUUGAAAAGCAGCAGCUUCUCUUUAUGCAAACAUUAGUUUUACAUUAAAAUUCUCUCCCCCUUUUUUAAGAGCUUCUUUUGCUGUAACAACAAAAAAAAAGUGACUAAGGUUUUACUGUCCCACAAAGCUUAAAAAAAAUAGUCUGAUGUUAACUUUGGAAUCUUGGAUGUUUCCAAUUCUGUUCCAGGAUAUUGGGGAUGGGAUACUUCAGUUUAUCUUUGGAUACUGAUGGUAUCUGUGAAGUGUUUUUUAGUGCAUCCUUGUUCUUUGUGUAAGUGGCAGUUGCUAAAGACACCUAUUUAAAAUGAGCUUUGGUGAUUUCCUGUGGAAGUUACCUACUGGAUUUCAGUUUUCAAGACUUUAGUCUUUUUUACAGCUGAAGUUGCACUCUGCUGUGUUCAUUUGCUUUAGAAGUUUUAGCACCCCAGAGUUGUUGGUUCAUUUUUGGUUUCCUUUUCUUUUCAUGUGUUUUGAAUAGUCACAAAGAUAAAUGUUUCGUAUUGGACUUGAGCUGUUCAGAGAACUGUGGGGUUGGACUGUACAACCUCCAGCUCUCUUCAGGAUGAAAUUAUUCCAUGAUUCAAAUUACCUUUUAGUGUUUUUUAACAAAACUUCCCUAACUCCAGGAUUUUAACUGGUAUCUGAUCUUCUGCUACACUCUUUUAGCUUGAUUAUGUAUUCUUGGAACAAAGAAAACCCCUUCUGAAGUUAACUGAGCUCAUUUGUAAAUCUCAUUGUAAGAGAAGCUGUCUCAUACCUCAUUUGUUUUAAUGCCUUCUUGCUCUGGCAUGUGUUGAAGCUUCAAAAUUUUCUGGAGCUGUUGCUGCCUUGGGAACAGGUAUGAAAUGUCUGUGAAUAUUGUGGGCUUUGAUUCCAGUGUAAUUGAAACCCAACUUGCUAAUAACCUGAGUGAACAUCCAUCUCAAGAAGGCCACAACAUGCAGCUUGCCUUCGGGAGGGGGCACACAGAGAGAUGCAUGCUGGAGUUCCCAUGCUGUUUCAGUGUGCUCGUGAACACACUGCAUGCAGAUCAUGUGCUUAGAGUUGCAUUCCUGACUGCAGAUUCAGUUCAGUGCCACACUUAUGCAAUGGUUGUCAGUGCUGUGAGGACCUCAUCACUGACGGAGGACGAAAUGCACAUGCAGCUUGACAGGGCUUGGAAAGAGUUGAGGGGGUUUGGUGUGCAAUAGAAUCACUUUUAUUCCUAGUGCUAAAAUCAUGUCUAUAAAGAAAUGCAACUGACCUUUGGGGUUUGGUUUGGUGGGGUUUUUUUUGCACUUUGGCCUUUAUAAGUAUUUAUAUGUAUUUAAAGAUGAAGACUAUGUGAGUGUGUGUAUACAUAUAUCUAUAGUAAGAGACCUCCUCAGUUUUGUAAACAUGAAUGUUAACUUUUCUUUGAGAAGCUUUGUAUAGUGUUAACACUACUGCAGUACACAUAAACAUGAACUAUGACUUAAAAGAAGUGGUCAACAUAGAUACAAUCUGUAACCUUAACUGCUCACCUGAAAAAAAAAACAAACCAACCAAACAAAAGAGGGAUCUGUGGUCAAACAUCAGAUCAUUUACCAGAAAUGGGAUGUUAAAUAUAUGAACACUGAGUAGCUGAAUGGCAUUGCAGAAAUGGAGUAUGUUUGAAACAGUUCAUUUCAUCUGUGCUUGUAUCAGUUUUUUUUUUUUCCUCAACCCAAAAAUCAAACCUUAGAAAGAGAAGCUUGGCAUGUUGAGAUCGGGGUGAACAGCCUGUGAGUGUGCUUUGAGGAACUACUGUGAUAUGGCAAGUCUAGUUUUUAAUGGGAAAAGGUGAGAAAUUCAUGUCAAAGUUAAGGUUUGUCUGCAUAGACUGUACAACUCCAUCUAAUGGCUGGAAACUGGUGUUGGCAAACAGCCUUUGAAGCUUGGUCAUGUUUCCAGUGAGGGGUUUGUAUUUUCUUGUCAGAUAAUGAAGCAUAAACUCAGCCUGAACUAGAAAUUAACCAACUGGUUGGUAAAUUUCAGAAACUGUUAGGAAGUGGAGGGGCUCUUGAGGGUUUCUCUGUCUAAGCUCCUGACAGAGCAUGCAUGGUUACUGAAAAAUAAUUAGGUUAAAAAAAUCCAUGGAUCUAGUUUUUCUUUCCUAAAGGAAAGACCCUAAAUGCUAAAUUGAUUUGCUUUUUACAUCUGAUGGUAUUUGGCUUAAAAUGACAAUUUGAUGACCGAAGCAGGGUUUAGGCAUUCAAAAGCCCAGCUGACACACCAAGUCUCCAGGAGCUGGGUGGGUGACCCUUGUUUUGGUAGCAGCACAGCCCUGCAGGUGGGUGUGUGCUGGCAGCUCAGACCCUGAAGUGCAGACAAAUCUUUACUGAGCAGAAGGCCUGUUUGGAGCAUGGGUUCAGGCCAGCAGCAGUGCAGUUUGUGUGAGGGGUUCGUUUGGAUUGUGACACUUGACAUGGAAGUGCUUAAAGUGUGUGUGGGGGGUAAAUGCUGAACAGCCUUUGUCUGUAUAUUCUACACAUGUCAUAUGGAUUCUAUCAGGGCUUGAUGCUAAACUUAGUGAUACCAUAUACUGGGAACCAAAUUCUUGCCUGGGAUGUGUGUUGUGUAAUUCCUGCUCAACACUGGGUUGGAUCCGGGGAUACCUGCACCCAGGUGCAGAAUUUGGACUUGAUUUCCUGUAGGUGAAUCUGGUGAUUCCUUUGCUUUUCCAGAGUGUCUUUGAUUUCUUUUUAUGUUCUAUUUUAAAAAAGCCAUGUUGAACUAUGACAGAAAAAGCCUAUUCUGGCUCAUCUUUUACAUGCAAUUUAGAUUGUCUGUUCCAUGAGUGCUAGUGAUGUCUAAAAGCUUCUUACAAAUCCAGGUUCUUCUUUUUAUUUAAUGUCUGCACUGCAUGCUAAGAUUGUCUGGAGCUAAACUGAUGUUUCAAGUCAACCAUCUUCUCUCAUAUCAGUGUUGGAGGAAAGUGGAAAGCUCACCAUCCUUUCUGUUGGUGUUCUAUCAAAUUACUGUUUGUUUGGGGUUUGUUUCUGUAGCUAAAACUUGAGUGGUUGGAUUUCAAUCCCACGGUGUUGCUUUGUGGAUAUACAUUUACCUGGGUCUGCUAUUUCAAACAAUGACCUGUAUGACAAGUCCAGUAUAAAACUCAACUAAUAAAAUGCACUCUUCUGCAAUCUGUUCUUGGAAAAAAAAAGAUGACAAAUAAAUUUUGGUCCAUGAAUUCAAAACAAAAUAGAGGGAAAAAUACAUUUUAACUGGUUUGGAAGUUGUUUUUUAAUUCCUUGAUGCUGCUGCUUAUUUUGUGAGGAGGUGCUUGCAGUUUUGCACAGAAGAAUUCAAUGAGUUUGCUGGGCUUGAAGCACUUUAGGGUUUUCCUAAAUACAACCAGCAUAUGGUGUAAAAAGGAAUGGCAUGAAAAUGUUCCAUGUGUUUAAAUUCUGGUUGCAAACGUUGCUAUUAGGGUUGUUUUUUUUUAUCAGCAUCUUCCUUUAAGUAGGAACUUGUUUGCAGACAUUUGAAAUGAGACUUCUGUUUUUAAUGGGCUGAAAUUUAACACAUAGUAAGAGAUCGUUUGAGAAACAUCUUCUGCUCAAUUGCCUGUGGGAUAACUUUCAGUAGCAAUGUGACCACCAGCCAACUGUGAUGCAGAGGUGCAACAACCGUGGCUCCUGUGGCAAGGUCAGCUCUCUGUGGGCACUGGGAUCCCUUUUCUUAAGCUAGAACUUGUGGUUACAGGUCAUAAGGUAGUUGUAUGUGCUGUGGUAAGGCCAGAAACGUCUGCUGAGUGGGACUCUCCUGCAGUAUGAAUGCCGCAGGAGGAUGCUGUCCUGCUCUGACAUCCUAGCCUGACCCCUGGUGCCAUCUAGGGCGCGUUCAGGAGAGGGGAUUUGUUUCCCAGGCUGGCUGAGUACUUCGGUGUUUCUUAGGAUAACAAAAGCAGAGGAGAAAGUAAUCAGGUAAGAACAUCACUUCAUGUUCACUACCUGCAACAGCAGUCAGAUGUGUUAGUGAUAAGGCUGAUUUAAUUCCCUGGAGCAGCUGCCUCCUGCAUUGGGAAGAACUCUUUUGAAACCCCAAGUGUGUGGCAAGCUUUUCUAUCAAUUCAGAUGCUUCAAUUGGUGCUAAUUUUGUAAAAGCAAAUGUAACAGAUGGUUAGCAGUCGAUUUGUCUGCUUUUGAUACCUAUAUUUUCUUAAAUGCUGGCAAGCCAGACUUUAUAAACCCACUAGUGUGCGUUUUCAGCUUCAUCAGAUUCCCAGCUUUUCCUAAAGUAAGGUAUUUCAAGUUCAGACAGUAGUUACUGUUUCCUGGGAGCUGUUGCUUCAGGUGUUUUCUACACUAAUAAAAUGACCACAAUUAGAAAAGACAGCAAUACAGAACUAUCCUUUUCUUUAAAAUAGGGGAGAUAUGUUGGGCUCUCUGGGGUGGUUUUAGCAGUUUAGUGUAGCCAAGAAACCUGAUUAAGAGCAACUGGGAUAGAUACUUGCCUGCAGUUCACUUGGUACAGUGAAGCCUUACCUGAUCUUAAGAGAAUUUAUAAAGACUAUAGAGAUUUUCUUCUAUUUUAAAGAGGGGAUAACAAAUAGAAUGAAUGAAUUUUGUUUUUCAUAUAAAUGCAAAUGUUAAUUCCAGAGAAUAUAUUCUGUAGGUUACUCCAGAACCAUGUGCUUUUAAAAUCUUUCAUAGGCUCCUUGAGUGAUUUAUUGCAAUUCAGUUUUAUCUGACUCAGAAUAAAACCCCUCUAAGAGUUAGCUCUUUCUGUUGAAAUGCCUCUUCAGUUUCCACUCCCUUCCCAGUGCUUGGUACCUCUUGUUUUGUCCCUCUUUUCCCACCUCCUGUUUACUUACCCAAUGUCACAAAAAGUAGCAUCAAGCCCUCUCACUUGUUACAGUGUUCUGAUUUUUAUGGCCUUAAUCUUAGUUACGGUCUAUGAUUUCAGAAGGAAGAUGUGCUUUGAAGUCUAAUUCUCUUGCUCCACAUGGCCUCUUCUGCCCCUGGAGUUAGGCUUUGACUGGCACAUCUCAUUCUCAGUGCUUGUGCAAUAGGAACGUGUUCCUUCCAGUGCAGUGGCCACGUUGUCUGAUGCUGGACAUUGUUUUUCAGGAUGACUAGAAAGUUGGCUUUGGUUUUGUUUUGGAGUUACCUUUUUUUUAUGGACAGCAGUCAUGCUUUCUUGUGGUUUGGUUUUUUUUUUCAUUUUGAGGUUGGUUGGGGUUUUUUUGGCACUGUUUUUGUUUAAGACAACUAGAAUUUCAUAAGGAAAAAAACUGUCAAGAACUGGUUGUGAAGUUCUAGUUCAAGCUUCAUGCUGAAGCUGUUUGGUUUUGUUCUUUCUCCAAAAACCUUCUCAUAAAACCAGUACUAAAGCCACUGUAAAAUUACAAAUAAAUAUGUAUACUUCAAA